This is a messenger RNA of Penicillium manginii, 339 nucleotides long. RefSeq lists its product as uncharacterized. The transcript has 2 exons. The coding region runs from base 1 to 339 and encodes 112 amino acids. The record is from RefSeq and is a predicted model, not a curated record. NCBI's taxonomy places the organism in Eukaryota, Fungi, Ascomycota, Eurotiomycetes, Eurotiales, Aspergillaceae.
AUGGGCGUUUUCCACUUCCGCUCUCCAACCAGGGGAAUUUCUGAGGUUCAGCCCAUACCAAGUAAGGCCACUCUGGACAAGAAAGCCGAGAGACAUAUUGCUGAGAGUUUUGCGCUCCAGUUAUUGGCCGUCGGGGAUAUUGUAGCUGAGGAGGUUGUAUUAGGGGAAAUUGAGGAUGAGAGAUAUGUUCUCGAACUAGCUGCUGCUAGGCAAGUUGCCGCUGGAGGCGCUGCAGCUCGAGACGUCGCAGCCGUGGACGUUGCCACUGGACAAUUCGUUGCCGGGAACGUUGCUACGGAGGGGUUGCUGCUGCGUAGCUUGUUGGGCAACUUGCAGUGA